AUAAAUAACUAAAACAAUCGCAGCAUGGGGAAUCUCCAUCCACCAAUAAAAUCAUUUCCUAAUUUUUGACUUUUAAAACCUUUUGACAAAAACCAGAUAUUCUCUCCCAUUUCCCUCAAUCAUCCAAACCACGCGCCGCCUCUAAUCUCUCACGCGCCGCGGUCCGAUUUCAAAUCCUCCAUCAAUUUCUCCAUCCCCUCUUCUCGUUUAUUCAUCAAGAUCUCACAAAAUCCAAAUUUAACUAUAGGGUUUCAAUUACUUCGAUCAAAAGGUAUCUAAUUUAUGAAUUAGAAUUCAUCAUCAUGGGAGGUGUUACAUCAUCGAUCGCUGCUAAAUUUGCUUUCUUUCCACCAACGCCACCGUCGUAUGAGGUUAUAGCCGACGAUAGCUGCGGUGGACGUUUAUACAUACCGGAGAUUCCUCGCCGUGAUGAUGUUGAUAUAUUGAAGCUUCGUACUCGUUGUGGUAAUGAGAUCGUUGCUGUUUAUGUGAAACAUUCAAAAGCUAAUGGCACGCUUUUGUAUUCUCAUGGUAACGCUGCUGAUUUGGGUCAAAUGUUUGAGCUUUUCGUUGAGCUUAGCAAUCGCCUUCGCGUCAAUCUUAUGGGGUAUGAUUACUCUGGUUAUGGUCAGUCUACUGGACAGGCUAGCGAGUGUAAUACAUAUGCUGAUAUAGAGGCAUCAUAUAAAUGCCUCAAGGAAAAGUACGGUGUAAAAGACGAUCAACUGAUAGUAUAUGGUCAAUCUGUUGGUAGUGGACCUACGGUUGAUCUAGCUUCACGCACACCUAACUUAAGAGGCGUGGUUUUACAGUGUCCUAUCCUGUCUGGGAUGAGGGUUUUGUAUCCUGUGAAAUGUACAUAUUGGUUUGACAUUUACAAGAAUAUUGACAAGAUCGGCUCAGUUACCUGUCCUGUAUUAGUAAUCCAUGGUACUGCGGAUGAAGUAGUUGAUUGGUCUCACGGAAAACGGCUCUGGGAACUCAGCAAAGAGAAGUAUGAACCUUUGUGGAUAAGUGGAGGUGGACACUGUGACCUUGAACUCUAUCCAGAUUUCAUCAGACAUCUGAAGAAAUUUGUUGUAUCACUUGGCAACAAACAAGCAGAGCAAGCUCCCACAUAGCGAGAUAGCUGAUAUGUUUGAAAUGGGUUAUUUUCAGAGAAGGCUAGACAGUUGGCUACAGAAAGUUCAAAAGAAAGUAAUAAGCCUGAGAGAUUCAAGAUGAGAGUGGUAAUAGGUUUAGUCAUUAAAAGAUAAAAAAAGGUCUAGUCUGGUGACACAAUGGGUCAAUCUGGAAUGUAAACAGUAUAGUACAUUUCGUGAAUAAAUGUAUUUUCUGCUUUCAUGCUUUAGUAGGUUCCAAAGAGGUUACUUUGUUUAUUUCACAUUCAUGGAUCAUACUUUUAUGAUUCUAUAACAUGCCAGAGAAAGCUGUAAAAAUAAAUAAAUGUAUUGGCUACUUUUUUUGGCUUUAAUAGGCUCC
Molecule: messenger RNA, 1482 nt
Organism: Arabidopsis thaliana (thale cress)
Lineage: Eukaryota; Viridiplantae; Streptophyta; Magnoliopsida; Brassicales; Brassicaceae
Product: alpha/beta-Hydrolases superfamily protein
Exons: 5
Coding region: 303-1121 (272 amino acids)
Source: RefSeq, marked reviewed